AUGAAAAGAAUCAUGAGGAGAAGGUUUGUCCCUUCCUAUUAUCAUAGGGAAUUGCACAACAAAUUGAAAAGACUCACUCAAGGUUCUAAAAGUGUUGAAGAAUAUUUCAAGGAGAUGGAAGUUCUCAAAAUUAGAGCUAAUGUAGAGGAGGACGAUGAAGCAACUAUGGCUAGGUUUCUCCAUGGUCUAAAUCAUGACAUUAGUGACAUAGUGGAACUUCAUCACUAUGUUGAAAUGGAUGAAUUGGUACACCAAGCUAUCAAAGUGGAACAACAACUCAAAAGAAAGAGCCAAGCAAGGAGAAAUUCCACCACUUUCAAUUCUCAAAGUUGGAAGGACAAAACAAAGAAGGAGGGUGUUUCAUCAUCUAAGGAAGCCACGGUUGAAAACAAAGGUAAAACUAUUACAUCUUCUUCUUCAAGUGUUUCAACUAACAAAAGUGUUAAGUGUUUCAAGUGUCAAGGCCAAUGACAUAUUGCAUCUCAAUGUCCAACAAAGAGAACUAUGCUUAUGGAAGAAAAUGAAGAAAUUAUUGAAGAGGAGGAUGGUGAUUAUGAUGAGGAGUGUGAAGAAGAAAUACCUAGUGGAGAUUUACUCAUGGUGAGAAGAAUGUUGGGAAUCCAA
Lathyrus oleraceus (garden pea) is the source of this 624-nucleotide messenger RNA. RefSeq lists its product as uncharacterized. Lineage: Eukaryota; Viridiplantae; Streptophyta; Magnoliopsida; Fabales; Fabaceae. The record is from RefSeq and is a predicted model, not a curated record. The coding region runs from base 1 to 471 and encodes 156 amino acids. The transcript has a single exon.